UAGGCGACAGGCGGUAUGAUCCUAGGCGCCAGGCGGUAGGCUAUACAUCAUCUUCUUCACGGCGUGGCUCCAGCAGCGCCAUUUCAUUCCUUCGUCAGUUUUGUUCUUGUGCGGACGUGCGUGUUCCUCUCUCUCCAAUUUUGACAAAAAAAUUACUUAGAUUUCUCUCUCUAAACGACCGUUUACGGGAAGAAGAGCAGUCAUCAAGAUGGACGCAAAAGUUGAGAUGGAUCAAGCCACGGCGGAGAAGAUCAUCGUCGUUCAGGCCGAUGCCGCGAAGGUCGUCGCUCAGGCGGAUGCCGAGAAACUCGUCGAUGGCGCGGAGCUCGUCGCUAUGGUCGAUGGCGCGGAGGGGGAGAUCAUUGCUGAGGUCGAUGCUGCGGCCAAGGCGGCUCUGGACAACAAGGCAAAUCAAUGUAAUCCAAACCACGGGCCGACGGGCAAAGAUCGUGCCGCCGGGUAUGAAGGGAAAGGAGAUGAAGCGGAUCUCGAUAAUCACGCUAAUCAACUCAAUCCCAACCAGAAGGAAUGAAUCUGGAGAUGCGUGAGACAAUUGUUAAAAUUAGAACCUCACCAUUUUCCAUACAUAAUUAUUUCAACAUUCCUUAUUAAAAUUCGUUGAGUAACUAUCUAUAGUUGCAGUUCUUUUUGUUAUCUUCUUACUUUUUGCUUUGAAUAAAGGAAUUUUUUCUUCUAAAAUGUA
Folsomia candida is the source of this 703-nucleotide messenger RNA. RefSeq lists its product as uncharacterized. The record is from RefSeq and is a predicted model, not a curated record. Bases 209 to 532 code for a protein of 107 amino acids. Lineage: Eukaryota; Metazoa; Arthropoda; Collembola; Entomobryomorpha; Isotomidae. The transcript is spliced from 3 exons.